AUGUUUACACGUGCUCCAACAAGUCUCCUACCGCCAUACUAAUGUGAAUGAUCAGCAAGACAAAUAAAUACCUCCGUCCCUUGUUGACUUCUUUUGCCGUUUAUAGACGUCAUUCACACAGUUGGCCCUCGGAACAAGGACGCCAACGUCCUCAAAAGCUGCUACGAGACAUCCCUAGCUUUGUGCUCGGAAAAUGGACUUAAGACAGUUGCCUUCCCCUGCAUCGCCACUGGCAUAUUUGGUAAGGCAUUCUGUAUUGGCUUUUAACUGUCCCAUUCUUCGUUUAUUCAUAGCCUCUCUGCUUCACGGAUUUUGGAUAUCUUUAGAGUCUUCUGCCGACGUAAUUGGGGCCUUUCGGCCGCGCAACUGAGGCGCAUUUUGCUUUUUACUUCCUCUGAAGUAGUGUUAUUUAGAAGAAUCUGCCACAGAGUGGAAUUUUCACCUGAAACUUAUGCCUUCUACUUUACCUCUUUUGUAGGUUUUCCAAACAGGGCGGCCGCAGACAUUGCAAUUCAGACUUCAUGUUCGUACCUGGAAUCACACCCUGAGGUGGGACAUUCUGCACACAUCCUUCUCCUUCACCCCCCGCUUUGUCGUCGUUUUUCCUCACGCUCUGCUCACACCAUCUCACCAGAGAGUCUCGCGCACCUACCAUAUUAUCACCUAAGGGUCUAGGCUUAGUAGGGCAUGAUCUCCAAAGUGGCAAACGGGAAAUUCAGUGUUAUGGGUUGAAAAUGUGGUGGAAAUAAGUGCGUCUGAGCUUGGAAAACAUGGUCUUGAUAGUGACUACCAACAUGCUGUUCCAUGCCUUGUACAAAUACAGCCGCAGGGCCAGGAACUCGCAAACCCUAACCUGGACAUAAUCCCAAAGGGUUGAGAUUCGGUGGGCUGAGUGGCCGUACUCCCUUUGACCAGAAGUUUAGGCUCUGACAGUCACUCUUGCACCAUCGUGCGUGUGAAACAGUGUCUCCUUCUGCGCGAAGAUCAUCUCGGACAGGCUCGGCAAGUUUUCCAAGAUCCAGGGAAUGACGCGCGGACGCAGAAUAGGGUCCAGGGGCUCCCUGGCCGCAUCCAGAAGCAUUUUCUGGAAAGACGGCUCCGAAAGCCAUCAGUCAUGGUGAGUGCUGCACGUGGUUGGCCAUCCUGACUUGACUGGAGACAUCCUCCACCCCAAAGUUGGGAGUGCACCCACCAGUCUUGCUGUUACAAACCGGCUCAUCUUCCGUGACGAGGAUCUGCAUUGGUAGGGGACGCUCACCAAUCGUUCUUACGGAACUCACUCAUUCCGUUGUGCCUUACGAGCUUAACCAGCAGCCGCACAGCGGCGCGUGAUUUACGGUAAGCAGUAUGUUAUUGCCGACAAAGACAAGGGAGACUGGAAUGGCCAUUUCUGGCUUAUUAGCAGUCGUCAACCAGUCAUACCCAAGCCCGAAGUGUGGAACACCCGAGGCUCGAACUCGCGACCUGUUAGUUAGAAGUCCACGCCUCUAACCACUGGACCACGAGCCCGUUGCUCUGUAUCUGCAUCUUUUGUUUAUCAUUGACCCGAGACCCCGGUAGCGAUAAUUUUUAAAACGAAACUUUUACCUGGGGAAUUCAUUGAUGUUUUGGCAGAUUUUGGAUAAUUCAUAUUGACCCAACUGUGAAAAACUCGGCGCCUCGGUAGGAUUCGAACCCACGCAGUAAGGGGAAGGCUUUAGCGCAGCCAACGCUCUAACCACCUGAGCUACGAGGCCCCGCCGGACCUGGGGAAUUGACACCUUUGUUGUGAUGCUGGCCGCGAGUUUGGCGGUAUCGACUGUUUAAUUUCUUCUUACACAGCCGUGACCUUAGGAUGUCCUGAUUAUUUCAUUCUUUUUGCGCAAAGAAUUGUUGCUUCGGCAAUUGCUAGGCUUUUUAUCAUGUCGGGGUCUGACGAACCCACUUGGGGUGCUUUAAGCUCUUUCUCUCUACCCUUAGGACCAACUUCGACACCGUCGAUUUUUCGCACAUGAUUACUUUCUUCUCAAUCCCUAGUGCUUUCCAAAAGAGUCGGAAAAGUUUGAUAAUAAUCGCCAAGCCUGUACCAGCUUGAAUUUCCGUCUGAAUUUGUAGGCUGCAUAUAGUACAAGAAUAGCUGUCUAGUUGUGAUUUAUUCCAUUCUGCCUUGCAGGUCGAAAGAAUUAUCUUCUGCUGCUUUCUUGAUGAGGACUUCCAGCACUACAAGGAGCUUCUCUGUCAGCGGUUCAAAGUGUAG
This is a messenger RNA of Spirometra erinaceieuropaei, 2236 nucleotides long. NCBI's taxonomy places the organism in Eukaryota, Metazoa, Platyhelminthes, Cestoda, Diphyllobothriidea, Diphyllobothriidae. The record is from the annotation of a GenBank genome assembly.